AUGAAAAUCAUACUCUAUGAGGCUUCCGAACUAUUCGGUUAUCCUCUCACCCCUGCUCAUCACAGCCCCCAAUCAUUCCCCUUCCCCCUCUUGAACACUCUCCUCCUCCACGGUGCUGCAGCCGAAUCCUCAGCAUACGCGGUGGUGGCGGCUGUGGAGGCAGCCUACAGCAUCGCCAGCAACUCAUAUAGCCCUCCCAGGCUGUCGGUGGACCAACUGCGGCUGGCCCUCUCCUCCAACUGCGACGACAUGCCUCCGCGCGAUGUGCUGGCCUUCCUGGUGGCUGCCACGCGCAAGGGAGGGGGGCUCGUGGAUGACGCAGCAGCAGCGGCCGCCAGUCCACACAGCAUGGCGUCCGCCGGCCGGCGGGAGAGACUGGCCGCGAAGGUGAAGUAUUACGGAGUUCAGGGCUUUGAGGAGAGCUCGUUUGGAGGCUGGCUAGGCCUUUUGUUGGCAGUGCAUCGGCAGCCAGUGAUUGUGCAAAUUGAGGCGUCUGCUCCAUCAUUCCUCGACUACAAUGGGACUCGGAAGUACUCUGAUGCCAGCUGCUUCCAAGAUGGAGUGAACCACGCUGUUCUGGUGGUGGGAUAUAGUAUCAAGGGGGACCCGUCCAGCCCUUUCAGGCUGCCUGCGCCCCUCUGGGUGAUCCGCAACUCAUGGGGCAGCGAAUGGGGGGCUGCAGGGCACAUGUUCAUGGACACGCAGAGCGGGCCGGGCGUUUGUGGCAUCAACACACUGCCAGGCAUCUUCCCCAUCCUCCGAUCUACUACUGACCCGUGUGGCAGCAAGUCAGUAAUGCUGGAAGGCUCAUCAGAAGUGCCAGCAAGCAACGCGUUCAACCCGUGUGGGCAGUUCAAGUGCUCCAAGGCCAGAGCAUCCAACCGCUGUGCCUGUGCUGCUCCCCACUUUGUCCAGGCCUCCCACCCCGACGGCUCCAACACCUGCGCCUAUGUAGACGCCUGUGGGCUGGCAGGCAGCAACCCGUGUGUGGUGGGCACGUGUGUGAACGAUGGCAAGGGCAGCUACUCCUGUGUGUGUCCCCCGGGGUUCAUUCAAGGCACCACCGCCAAGGGAACCCUCUCCUGCGCUCCUGGCGAUAGCAAGGGCAGCUACACUGUGCGUGGCAGCAACGUGUGGUGCCCUCACUUGGUGCCCGUGCUUGACCUCACCCUGGACGAAAUUAAGCAGCAGAACAAGAAGCUCUCCUGCUCCAAGCCCAUCCCACUGGGCUCCAAGCUGACCGUCGUAUCGCCUCAACUUCUUCCCAGUUCCUCGCUCAUCUACACCACCCACCUUGGCGACAGCUGUGCAUCGAUUGCUUCGCUCUUCGGUUUGAGCAAGGGGUGCCCUGUGGAGGGCGAGGCAUGUGAGGAGGCGUUGGUGGGGCUCAACCCCGGGCUGGACUGUGGAGCACUCACGGGCAGGCAGGCUGUGUGUGUGGAGCGGGAGGAGAGCAAGGCGGGGAUGGUGGCAGUGUGUGACCAGCAGUAUGAAAUGGGGGGAGGUGAUGGCUGCGAUUCUGCAAGAAUGGACGUGAAUCCGCCUUUGAGCCCUCUGGAGUUCUAUCGCCUCAACCCAGGCAUCAACUGCAACAACCGCCUGCCGACUGCCACGAUCCAGGGCUUCUCAUAG
Molecule: messenger RNA, 1632 nt
Organism: Closterium sp. Naga37s-1
Lineage: Eukaryota; Viridiplantae; Streptophyta; Zygnematophyceae; Desmidiales; Closteriaceae
Source: the annotation of a GenBank genome assembly